Molecule: messenger RNA, 6168 nt
Organism: Dama dama (fallow deer)
Lineage: Eukaryota; Metazoa; Chordata; Mammalia; Artiodactyla; Cervidae
Gene: ZDHHC23
Product: zinc finger DHHC-type palmitoyltransferase 23
Exons: 5
Coding region: 274-1575 (433 amino acids)
Biological process (GO): peptidyl-L-cysteine S-palmitoylation; protein targeting to membrane
Cellular component (GO): endoplasmic reticulum; Golgi apparatus
Molecular function (GO): protein-cysteine S-palmitoyltransferase activity
Source: RefSeq, a predicted model, not a curated record
CACCCGGAAGCUCGCGGACCUGCGGCGCUGAACCCCGCCGGCCCGGGGGCGGCGGAAGCACAGCCCGGGCGGAGGCCGGCUGUGCUCACAGGUGGGCGGCAGCGGAGAGCGAAGCCGAGGUCCCCGAGACUCCAGUCAUUGCGCCCGGAGCCCCGCGGAGCAGAGAUCCCGGAGCCACGUCCGCGCCCCGGGAGAAGCCGACCCUGCUCCUCUCCGCCUCGGCCUCUUUGGCUGCAGCCGCACCUCGGCUCCGGGGCACAGUGACAGGUGGAAAUGAAGGGCAGUGUGAAGCCAGUGAAGAAAACCAAAGCGGAAGAACCUGAAUUGGAGCCCCUGUGCUGCUGCGAGUACAUAGAUCGAAAUGGGGAAAAGAACCACGUGGCUGCUUGCUUGUGUGAUUGCCAAGAUCUGGACGAAGGGUGUGAUAGAUGGAUCACGUGUAAGUCCGUGCAGCCUGAGACCUGUGAAAAGAUCAUGGACACAAUCUCAGACCGCCUCCGGAUUCCUUGGCUUAGGGGAGCCAAGAAAGUUAACAUUAGCCUCCUUCCCCCACUGUUCCUGCUGCCUGUCUUCCUCCGUGUGGCUUCCUGGCAUUUCCUGCUGGGGGUGGUGGUUUUGACCUCCCUCCCCAUGCUGGCUCUGUGGUACUACUACCUCACUCACAGAAGGAAAGAACAGACUCUGUUUUUCCUGAGCCUCGGACUGUUCUCCCUGGGCUACAUGUACUACGUGUUCCUGCAGGAAGUGGUCCCCAAGGGGCGUGUGGGGCCCACUCAGCUGGCUCUUCUUACCUGCGGGUUAUUGCUCAUCCUCUUUGCCUUGUACAGAGCCAAGAAGAAUCCAGGCUACCUCAGAAACCCAGCACACAGCGACAGGGCUCUAAGUGGCAGCCAGGUUGAAUGCCUGAACAGAAAAGGGCCUGAGAAGACCAAGGGGUUCCCCAGCGCAGAUCUGUCGGGCAGUCUCAACAACCGCGCACCCAAGGAUGAGACUAAGGACUCCCCGAGGACAUCGGCCGGAAGCCCGGCCAAAGGGAAGGAGGACUGGUGCACCAAGUGCCAGUUGGUGCGGCCAGCCCGGGCGUGGCACUGCCGGAUCUGCGGCAUCUGUGUGAGGAGGAUGGAUCAUCACUGUGUCUGGAUAAAUAGCUGUGUCGGAGAAUCAAACCAUCAAGCAUUUAUACUUGCCCUUUUGGUCUUCCUGCUCACCUCGGUGUAUGGGAUAACACUGACCUUGGACACCAUCUGUACAGACAGAAGUGUCUUCACAGCUCUCUUCUAUUGCCCUGGAGUAUAUGCAGAUUACAGCUCGGCUCUGUGCUUCACUUGCGUGUGGUACUCUGUGAUCAUCACGGGGAGCAUGGCCUACAUCUUCCUGAUCCAGCUGAUAAACAUCAGCUACAACGUGACCGAGAGGGAGGUGCAGCAGGCCCUGCGACAGAAGACGGGGCGCCGGCUGCUCUGCGGGCUCAUUGUGGACACAGGCCAGUACAAUCGGGGCUUCCUGCGGAACUGGCACCAGUUCUCCACCUUGGGCGUGCACCCCUUCCACCACCCUGCCGAGGACAUUGUCUGAAGUGCCUUCUGUAUGGCUCCAGGGGUGAGGGGGUGGCUCCUCCCUCUGCUUCCUUGCGUCGGACACUUUGGUACACACACGAUGCUCAUGUUUAUCCCUUGAUUCCUACAGGCAUUAUAGGGCCAUGCUCAGGUUUAGGCGCUGGACUGGGAAGAAAUGAAUUUUUCUGACUUCAUAACUUAAAAGAGAUUUUUAUAUCAAAGAGGUAAAAGUAGAGCCAUUCCUUUCCAGUCACCUUACCAACGAACUAAGUCACCAUAAGUUGUGGAUUGCUAAUGCACAAAUGGAUAGAAGCAGUUCCACCCAUUACUGUGGGGGAAAGAGCCUUGGAUUAGGAGAGUUUCUAGUCCCUCCUUCAAUUCUGAAUAGCCAUGCGACCCUCAGUCAAGUCCCUUCGCCGAGUCUCAGGUUCAUCUGUCAAGUCGGUACUGUUGCCUGCCCUGGCUACCUCACAGAGCGGUUGUUGGGGUGCGGGGGUCCCGUGAGGGAUGAGGUAUGUAGAAAACAUGGAAAAACAACUAAAGCACCAGAGAGGUAUGAGGUAUUAUUAGGAGAAUCCUAAGACUGGAAAAAAAUAUUUGUAGGUUGGAAUAUUGAAGCUAGUAUUAUUAGAGUAAUCCAUUUUCAGCAUUUCAGAGUGAAAAACAGAUCCUCAAAUACCAUGUUGGACAGUUAGGGGAAUUUCUCUUUCUGAAGUAUUAGAUGUUAACUACUCACAGAUGACCAGAUGGAUUUAUGCUAUCAUCUGAUAUUGAAAGGACAGUUGAUGAUUUUAAGCAUAAUUAUUACUAGUAUAAUGUACAGUGGUCAUGAGUUUAGGUGAUGCAUUCUUAUAUUUAUCUUACUUCUUAUGUAUUUAUUCUGUUUGGAUUUACUCCAGAUAACUCCAGUAGGCAUCCAUGUUUUUUUCUUCCCAUGUUUUGCCUGAUCAGGUGCUUGCACACUUGUGACAAUGACUGGACAAGAACAGACACUCCUAUGGGAAACAGUUCACUCUCUUCCUGGGUAGGGUGGCUGGUUAUACCAAGGGCUUGACGUUUUUGUUCACGUAAGUAAUACAGAUACUGUCAGUAACAGCACUAAGUUGCAAAAACCAGUCUUUUGGCAUUCACAUUGUUCUGGCAUGAGCUCUUUUUGAGUGACUGAUUGAUGUCUUCCCACUUAACUUGCACCUUCUUCUCAUUCACCUUUCCCAAGAUAAAAGUGUCUCACUGGGAGAGAAGAAACAGGGUAUAUGUGGUUUCCACUAAUUAAUAGAUUACUGUUCUUCCCUAGUUCUUCCUAAAUUGUUUCUUUAAUCAUAUUUCAAAAUGGAAAAUGUAUAAAGGAUUAACUAUUUGGCAUGGGCCCAUUCUGCCAUAGAAUUAAGAUGAGGCAACUGAUUUCACGUGGGGAAAAUACAACUCUUGAAAUACUUGGUUUUGUACCUGUACUUCUUUGUAGAACCCCAAAGAAUUCAUGAGUCCUUAAAUUUGCCUUGGCUUAUAGCUUAACAUAGGAAAAAUAUUGCCAGCUUUUUCAGUCUUUCUGUGUGUGCUGCUGUAGCAAGAGGUUUAUAAAGGUCGAGAGGAAAUAUUGCUACUUCUACAACUCUGCCCUCUGCAGCUGGCACCACCCCUAGCCCUGCCAUUAAUCAAGGCUCUCCUCAAGACACACACCACAUUUUUAUACAAGCUUGUCAUUGCUUUCCCCAGAGAUGGACUGUUUAAUGAACGAUGGACUCCAUAUUACAUUGAUGAUGAGCCAAAGAGCAAGUCUGGGGAUGUUAGCAGUCUGUGGUUUGUACAGUAAUGCCCUAUCCCUGGCCCAGAAUCAGGCAUUCAUUUGGAAUUCAUUGGAUUUGAUAUAACUAAUUCCUUUGUGUAUGGGUUGGAGAUAAGAGAGAGUAAUAAUGUCAAGGACAGCACACGUGGCCAGAAAUCUCUGAUUGUAGUCUCUUGAAUGCCAGAUUCAUAGCCAACUCAGAUUGCUUAGCAAUUGAUAAUAAUAAAAUUCACAGAAAUGUUAGGAUAGUCCGUAAUCUUGGCCUCUGGCCAAAUCUUUAGCAGCAACGAAAAUACAUUGUGCUGAAGAUGUGCCUGUGCUCAGAGGCUCAGUUGUGUCCCUUUUGUGACCCCAUGACUGUAGCCCCCCAGGCUCCUCUGUCCAUGGGAUCCUCCUGGCAAGAAUACUGGAGUGGGAUGCCAUUUCUUCCACCAGGGGAUAUCCCCGACCCAAGGCUCACAUCUGUGUCUCUUACAUCUCCUGCAUUGGCAAGGAGAUUUUUUACCACUGGUGCCACCUGGGAAGCCCCCGGCUGAAGAUAAAGAUGAAGAUGGUCUUUACUCAAAAGACCAAACUCAUUUGGGAGAAUGAAGAAUGAUCACCAUCUUUAUAACACACCCCCAAUAGGGUUACCUGGAUGGGCAAUUCACUGUUUCCCCUCACUCAGAUAAGGACUUUUUUUGCAUAUUAUUUUGGCUGAUUGGAAUUAAGGUGCUUGUUUGAAGUUGAGAACUUCAUGAUUGGCAGUUUACAGAAGAAAGCACAAACCUUUGCAAAGCUCAGUGGUUUUGUGGAGGUAAAAGCCUAUUGAAGUAUUUGCACUAAAAGGAGCAACAGCCAAGGGACUAUCUGUGAGCAGUUUCUGUAGACUCUGGGACGUCCUUUAGCUGUACUCUUGGACUUUCAAGCCUUUUUACCAUCUGGAACCAUAUGAGGGAUUUUGUUCUUUUAAAGGACAAGGCCUCUGUGAAUGAAUGAGCCCCAGAGAAAGGUGGUGGUGACUGUGGGGAAUUGCCCAGCAAACCUGAAGCCCACAGUUUCUUGGCCGUAGGAGCAGGCUUGCCCCAAUAUAGUGCAGACAAGUGGGUCUCCCCCUUUCACCCCAUGUCCUCAGCCUCUGUUAAACAUACUGGAUGUGGAGUUUACUAAAUGAUCUACUGUGAUCCGACCACUUACAUUAUGGUCAUGCCACUGUGCCCUCUUCCUGGGGAAGAGAAAGGGGUCCACUUGGAAGAUCAGAGGGAGAAACCAUUAAGGAUCAGGACUGCAUAAAGGGAGAAAAUCCUUCAAUACUUAAAAACGUUUCUUAUGGUACCCAAAGAAUACUUUGUGGUUAUUGCUGGUCACACCUGAAGCAAGCUGACCAUCUGUUGACAAUGCCUUUUUGGUAGGUUUCUCUGAUGCUGCUGAAGUCAAGCCUUAAGUGUGUUUUGGGGAUGCUGGGUUGCUCUUCUCAUGUCAGCCACCCGUGUGUGUGUGUUUAGGAUCCUAUAAAUCUUUGCUUUCCAAGUAGUGGUGGUUUCCUUUGGUGAAUGAAGUACUUGUCUUCCACUGUACCAUCUGCCUAGCAGAAAGACUGCUACAGACUUUUUCUUAUGCAGUAGUCCUUGGUACUUGUAAAAUUUUUAGCAAGGAAAAAUUUUCUAUACAAGAAUCUUCCACUGCCAGAAGACACAACGCUGUUAAGUUUCUCUGUAAGAGUGACCAUCUGCUUAAUAGACUAUUUCCUUUGGGUAGGAUGUUAGCUUUUUUAAUUAUAAAAUUCAACUUAUAUAAGCAAAAAUAUGACAUCUUGAAGCACAGUUUUAACCAGGAUGUUUAAAAAUUGUUUUGUGAGGUUUAAGGUCUCUUUAAAUUAGGUAAGUAGGUUUAUAUGACAACUUCAUUUUAGCCAUAUAUUGGUAUCCUGUAUUUUAAAAAGCAUUUCCUCAAAUAAGAAAUGGAUAAUGGAGACUUUUGCUUGAGGCACCUGUUUGGAAAAUGGUUUUCUCAUCAGAAGCUUGAAAAGUAUGCCAUUUUGUAUUAAACAUUACAAAGGUGAUGCAGGCUGUGAGUGAGAACUAAGCUUCACUUAAUGCUGAAGAAAAUUCAGUAUGUUCUUCCGGAUGUUUGUUGUGACUAAUACAAACUUUUUGCAAAAUCAGCUACAUUUAAUCCUGUUUCUAAUGGAUAGUUAUUCCCACUUCAGUUGGCACAAAGCUUUUCACUGUAGUAUCAGCAGCAGGUCAAAAACUGGUUGAACAGAGACCUUUAGGGGUUGUGACUAUUUCUAUCGGGCCUGUGACUUGUCACUACUCUAACCUUCCUGAUGGCAUCUUUUACUUAUAGAAAAAUCAUACUUUUAAGAGCAAAGCUUUAAAACCACAGCUAGUCUGUUCUAGUUAUGGAUGCAACUAAAAUCCGCUGUUUCUUCAGAUGGUGCCACUAACAAGAUGCUGUGUUACAGAACUCACAAACUCAUCCUGUUGUGAUCCUAUGGUCUGCGUGAUUUUGACGGUUUGAGUUGUUAGGGCUUCUGAGACUUUUCAUAUGAUUACAUUUCUGGGUCUGAUGUUAGACUAGAGGAAGCCCAGGAAAAUUUAUUUAAUAUUAAAUUUCAUAUUUAAUGUAACUCAGCAACGUUAGAGGGGAUUUCUGAAGCCAACUCUGGAGGCUGUGGGCUAAACGUUUUGCACUGUUUUUAUACUUGUAUUCAUAUCCUCUUACCACCUCAGACUCAGACACAAGGCCUUUUAAGUGGAGGUUUAAAAAAUGACUGCCAUUCAUGUAAAAUAAUGUACUGUGACCAAGUUGUUUAAAGGGAAAAUAAAGUGCUUUCUUUAAGGAAAA